GUCAAAACUGCAUAAAUGAAUGUAGUAGGUGGUUUUUUUAUUAAAAUAUAUUUGUUUUUGUAAUUAUUUAAGCAUACGUAAUUAAUUUUAAUAUAAUGUAGUAAAGUAAAGCAUAUAUUCAUUUAUUUGUGUGCGAGUCGAUACAAACAAAAAUGAUCAUGUCGAAAAAAGCUCUGUUUUGCUUCGUUCUUUUAAGCUUCAUUCAUCAAUCAAUUAAUAAUACAAAUAUCACUAUAACAUCAAGAUCUCUCACAUCCCCAUUGGAACAGUUUCAAUACUACAAAGAUGUCGAUAUGAUUCACUUAAAUAUACCUCAGGAUACGAUAUUCGCUUCAUUCAAGUUUAUGGCCUACGAAAAUCGAUUGUCUAUUUUUCGUUGUUCGACAAGAAAUGUUUCCGUGUUUAUGAAACACGGGGCUGCUCCUGUUAUUAAUCCCGACGGCGCUCCUUUUCCGAAAUUAUUUAAAAAUAUAACCAGGAGCCCUGUGUAUAGUUUAGAAAUACCCACUACGAAGAAGGAAGCAUUUAUUAACAUUACUUCUCCUAGUCCGGGUUCAUACAUUGCUGUUGCGUUUUUAUCCUACCAGGAUCCCAAGUAUAAUGCCAUUAGUCAGGAAGGUUUGCGAGCAGACUGCGACGCCUACCUGGAAGCCUCGCUAUUCAUAAGCAAAAUCGACAAUCCUCUACUCAUAACCGACGAAAAUCUGUUCCAAAUGACCAGCCAGGCGAACGAGAGCCGCUACUACAAAUUCUUCGUGCCGAGUUCCUACGAUCAGGCGGUUCUAUUCGUCAAUACCAUUACAUUCCCCGAUAAUUCCAAUCUUCUAACAGUGAGAAUCGAAGCUAACAGACCCCCAUCGUCCGAAGUACACCACAAGCAAGAAUUCAUCUACUCGAAUUCCAGCUCAUCCGUGAUAUUUUUCUCCACCAACCCCGAUUGUUGGCAUUACAUCGAAUUCCACUUCAACGAAGGCAUCGUCGACAACACGACCAGCGGGAAUCUAACGUUCGAGCUCAAGUUCAUUUCCAACGAACUGCCCGAAAGUUCCUACUACUACGGGCUGCUCCAAAACGAAACUCUAUUCAACAACUCGGUAUCGAAGACGUUCCACGAUUACAAACUGACGAAUUUGAUUCCGUACAAACAGUACGAUUUGAUAAGAGAAGCCACUUCGGAGACGUUUUUCUUCUCCUUCGAGCUGGAAAAAGAGCUGGAUUCCCGGGUGCCGAUCGCCAUGAACAUGACCGAUUCCCAUUUUUCCUUGCUCAAAUUCAAGCUGAGAGAAGGAACCGACGUGGGCGGGACGUUGCAGUUUAUUUUGGCGUUCAAACCGCGCGUGGAAAAGUCGGAGGCCACCGGGAAAUUCGUCUUCGAAUCGGAGCCCUCCAGUCACGUUUUGGUGGCUUGCAUAAGACGGGGCGCCAUGGAAAUACCGACGUGGCCCAAUAAGUGCGCUUAUAACGGCGUGGAAAGGGAGUCGCAGUUGAUAUUGAACGCUACUAGCGAGAAUUCUACGGUGCUUAUUCCCUAUCCGGAAAGUGGGACUUGGUACGCGACGUUUAAGCUGUUUUGCAGCGACUGCGAACCUUGCACCUGCUCGAACUACUGUCAGGAUAUCUACAAGCAAUGCGUCAUCGACUGCGAACUGAACUGCGACCUUCCGUGGGACUGCCAGUCGUGCACGACGAAUUGCAGCUCCCAAAUCAUCGCCACGGAGGAGUGCAAAGGAUGCGAUUGCGACGGGCCCUGUUCGAAGAACACCAACGCCAGUUGCUCCACCAGCAUUCUCUUCGACAUCGGCUCGCACCCUUGCAUUUUCGGGCAGUGCUCGAGGAACGGCAGAUGCAUGUUCUUGGUCUCCGACGGCGUGGUGUUCUCCACGUGCGUUUGUAUGAACAAAUAUCGAGGUUGGGAUUGUUCGGAUAACUCGCAAGCCACCCCGUACUCCAUGGUAGUCAUCGAGUUCCUCUUUCUCGUCUUGAGCAACUUGCUCUUCCUGCCGUCGGUUUACGUGGCCUACAAACGUAAGUACUACGUGGAGGCGGUUUCCUAUCUGAGCAUAUGCUUCUUCUCGGUGUUCUAUCACUGUUGCGACGCCGGCGAGAAUUUGAUAAACAUGUGCAUAGUCAAUUUGUCUGCGUUGCAAUUCGGCGAUUUCUUCUGCGCUAUAUUGGCUAUAUGGGUCACGUUGGUGGCCAUUGCGGAUUUGCCGGGUUUGUGGACGAACAUCUGCCACAUGAUGGGGGCUAUAGUCCUGGCUUUUUUCACUACUAUUAACAAAACGUCCCUGUGGGUGUUCGUCGUGCCGGCUAUAACCGGAGUUAUUUUGAUAGCCGCCAGUUGGACGGUUAAAUACAGGAAAAUUAAGCAGAGAUUCGCCAACAGGAAUUAUUUGUUCUAUCGAUUGCCAUUCGGUUUCACCAUCGUGGCGGUUAGCCUGACUUGCUACGCUUUCUUGCAAACCGAAAAUAAUUAUUGGUACCUCCAUAGCAUUUGGCAUAUGAUGAUGGCUGUGUCGUUGACUUUGAUAUUACCUAAACCUAACACGUUCGUCCCCGAAGUGAUCUUGUAGAUACGGGUAAAUGAUAUAUUUCUAUUCCAAUUUACGUACCUAAAGUGAUUUUUAACAAUAACAGUAAGAGGCAGAGAGUCGAUAUUUUUCGAAUUGCAUUAACAAGUUUAUUCGAAACUGAUAGUUUUGGUAAAAACAUUGAGAAUUUUUAUCUCUCUGUUGGAUGUUGUAAUUUUUGCUCUUUCAUUCGAUUGUAAAUGAACUUUUUUUCGGUAUUCGUGCCUUCGUAAACGAAUUAAUACAAAGCCGAAAAUAAUGUCGGUAUUAAUUUUUCAGGGAUAGUCAGGUAACCAAUUAAAAAUUACAACUGCCAUGUCAUAAUUACAAAUUCAUAACGAUAAGUUUUUUUUUCUGCAAUUCACUUGUAUGUAGGUUUUUUAUACUAUUUUAUUUAUAUUCUUUAUUUAGUUGUUUUUUUAUAUAUUAUGAAAAAAAUCCAUAAAAAUAUUUAAAGGGAGUCUGUAAAGUAUCUGAAACUUUCAGAACAUGCCUUUUGUAAUCAAAGUGAAGUUUCAUAGAAUGAUAUUUAAUUUUAUUUCGAAGACUUUUUUUUUGGUAAUUUAAGAAUCGUACUACUCGUUUUAAGCAUUAAAAACCCUUUAAUUAAGCUAAUUUUUAACGCUGUUGGCG
Molecule: messenger RNA, 3203 nt
Organism: Phyllotreta striolata
Lineage: Eukaryota; Metazoa; Arthropoda; Insecta; Coleoptera; Chrysomelidae
Source: the annotation of a GenBank genome assembly